AUGUUCAUUAACAUCAUCCUCUCUACACCAAGAUGGUUGUACUCCCAUUUGUGGCUCUCAGACGUAGCCAUAGUGCUCCUCAUAGUUUUUAUCUUCAACUCGUUGCUUCAAAGGCUCACGACGAAGGGUCCUAUGGUAUGGCCGGUUUUUGGAAUGAUUCCAACGGUAGUCUUCCAUCUCUUCAACUUUUACGAAUGGGGUACCAAAGCUUUGAUUGAAUCCGGUGGAACCUUUUACUACGAAAGCAUAUGGAUGGGUGGUAUAUAUGGAGUUGCCACGUGUGAUCCCGCUAAUAUUGAAUACAUGCUCAAGACAAAUUUCAAGAACUUCCCAAAAGGAAAAGAUUAUAGAGAAACAUUAGAUGAUUUUCUUGGAGAUGGAAUCUUUAAUGCCGAUGAUGAGUUGUGGAGGAUACAACGUCGAGUGGCUAACUCUGAAAUGCAUUCAGCUCGGUUUAUGCAAUUUUCCAUGGAAUCCAUCAAAUCGCUUGUUCAUGACAAGUUGUUGAAGGUUUUGGAGGCUAAAAAGGGGUCUUCUGUGGAUAUGCAAGAUGUCCUUCUUCGUUUUACUUUUGACAACACUUGUGCAGUGGCAUUUGGUAUCAAUACAGGGUGUUUGGAUGUUGAUUUACCCGAAUCUCCCUUUGCUAAGGCCUUUGAGAAAGUGACUUAUGCAAGUUUGAUGAGGUUUUUGAUCCCUAGUUUUCUAUGGAAGCCGAUGAGGUUUUUCAAAGUGGGCUAUGAAAAAACACUAUAUGACUCUGCCAAAAUCGUGCAUGCGUUUUCUGAGAAAAUAGUAAGAGAAAGGAAGAUGGAAUUAUUAUCUAAUAACAAGGAGGAUAUAAAUGAUGCUUCAUGGUGUGAUCUUUUGUCAAGGCUUAUAAUCAUGGAACAAGAUAAAAAAGAAGAAAUUUUUACUGAUAAAUUGCUUAAAGAUUUUUGUAUAAGUUUCAUUUUAGCAGGUAGAGACACAAGCUCAUUGGGGUUAUCAUGGUUCUUCUGGUUGAUUAUCAACCAUCCAUCUAUAGAAACUCAAAUCCUCAAUGAACUUCACAGCAUCAUACGACAACGAGAAAAUGCUAAUCAGAGAAAUCAAGAAAACAUAGUAUUUACAGAAGAAGAACUGAAUAAAAUGGUGUAUCUGCAAGCAGCAAUAUCUGAAUCCCUACGUUUGUACCCUCCCGUUUCAUAUGAUCACAAAGAACCACUCGAAGAUGACGUGCUCCCUGAUGGAACCGCGGUGACAAAGAAUGCACGAGUGGUCUAUUGCAUGUAUGCCAUGAGUAGGAUGGAGAGCCUUUGGGGUAAAGAUUGUCUCGAGUUUAGGCCCGAAAGGUGGAUCAAAGAUGGCAAAUUCGUAAGUGAAAGCCCGUUCAAGUAUACUGUGUUUAAUGCAGGUCCAAGAUUGUGUGUGGGAAAAAAGUUUGCAUAUGUACAAAUGAAAAUGGUAGUUGCUUCGGUUUUAUUGAGGUAUAGAUUAAAAUUGGUUGAAGGACACAAAGUAUGUCCAAAAAUAAGCAUGACACUGUAUAUGAAGCAUGGGCUAUUGGUUACAAUUGAGCCCAGGGGAAUGUUUAUAGCCUGAUGCUGA
Messenger RNA from Erigeron canadensis, 1590 nucleotides. RefSeq names its product cytochrome P450 86B1-like. Gene Ontology annotation, molecular function: oxidoreductase activity, acting on paired donors, with incorporation or reduction of molecular oxygen; monooxygenase activity; iron ion binding. Bases 1 to 1584 code for a protein of 527 amino acids. NCBI's taxonomy places the organism in Eukaryota, Viridiplantae, Streptophyta, Magnoliopsida, Asterales, Asteraceae. The transcript has a single exon. The record is from RefSeq and is a predicted model, not a curated record.